Messenger RNA from Cyclopterus lumpus (lumpfish), 1849 nucleotides. RefSeq names its product RNA binding motif protein 22 (gene rbm22). NCBI's taxonomy places the organism in Eukaryota, Metazoa, Chordata, Actinopteri, Perciformes, Cyclopteridae. The transcript is spliced from 11 exons. Gene Ontology annotation, molecular function: metal ion binding; pre-mRNA binding; U6 snRNA binding. Gene Ontology annotation, cellular component: Prp19 complex; U2-type catalytic step 1 spliceosome; U2-type catalytic step 2 spliceosome. Bases 44 to 1327 code for a protein of 427 amino acids. The record is from RefSeq and is a predicted model, not a curated record.
GUCCGACACCUUUUGAGGCGCCGUUUGGCUCACAUUCUGCAAAAUGGCGACGUCCCUAGGAUCCAACACCUACAAUAGACAGAACUGGGAAGACGCGGAUUUUCCAAUUCUGUGUCAGACAUGUUUAGGAGAAAACCCUUACAUCCGUAUGACCAAGGAGAAGUAUGGUAAAGAAUGCAAGAUUUGUGCACGACCGUUUACUGUGUUCCGAUGGUGUCCAGGCACACGGAUGCGUUUCAAGAAGACGGAGGUCUGUCAGACAUGCAGUAAAAUGAAGAAUGUUUGUCAGACAUGUCUGCUGGACCUGGAGUAUGGUUUGCCUAUUCAGGUCAGAGACACUGGGCUAUCGGUAAAAGAUGAGGUUCCUAAGUCAGAUGUGAACAAGGAAUACUACACACAGAACAUGGAGAGAGAGAUAGCCAAUACUGAUGGCACACGGCCUGUCGGCCAGUUAGGUAAAGCGCCCAGCUCUAGUGAUAUGUUGCUGAAACUGGCCCGGACCACUCCAUACUACAAGAGGAACCGGCCGCACAUCUGCUCCUUCUGGGUGAAGGGAGAGUGUAAGAGAGGGGAGGAGUGUCCCUAUAGGCACGAGAAGCCCACAGAUCCAGAUGAUCCUCUAGCCGACCAGAACAUAAAGGACCGUUACUACGGCAUCAAUGACCCAGUCGCGGACAAGCUGCUGAAACGUGCCUCAACUAUGCCCCGGCUGGACCCACCAGACGACAAGUCCAUCUCCACCCUCUACAUAGGGGGUUUGGGAGAUACCGUCACUGAAGGAGAGCUCAAGAGUCACUUUUACCAGUUUGGCGAGAUUCGCACCAUUACCAUCGUCCAGAGGCAGCAGUGUGCUUUCAUCCAGUUUGCCACUCGGCAGUCAGCUGAAAUGGCUGCUGAGAAGUCCUUCAACAAACUCAUCAUUAAUGGACGCAGGCUCACUGUCAAGUGGGGAAGGUCUCAGGCCGCAAGAGGGAAAGAGGGCAUCAAAGAUGGCGUCAGUGAAAUGGGCACCAGACUGGAUCCUGUACCUGGAUUGCCUGGAGCUCUUCCUCCACCACCAGCUUUGGAUGAAGAAGCUCCUGCAAACUACUUUAACCUGGACCCUAGCUCCUCUCCUGCAGUCAUGAACAUUGCUCUGCCUCCACCUCCAGGCAUCAACCCGCCUCCUCCAGGUUUUGGCCCUCCAAUGUUUCACCCCAUGGGUCACAUGGCUCCACCUAUGCCCCCUCCAAUGAGCAUGAGACCACCUGGUCAAAUCCACUACCCCUCUCAGGAUCCUCAGCGCAUGGGUGCCCAUGCUGCGCAUGGCUCUCGUCAUGGUGAAUAGCUGCUAUAGUGAAGUUAUACUGUGAUUGGGUGUUGGGUGCUUUCCCUUCAGAUGUUAGUGGGCCUGAAACCAGCAUACUAUUUCUGGGAGGAAAAUGUCUUACUGGAUAACAUUGCUUUAUUAUGCCAACUGCAGUAAAUGAGAUGAACCAGCUCCAGUGUCUAGAGAGGCGACAACUAAAAUAUCACAAGAUUACUUUGUCACUAGUCAAUUAAAAUGUACCAGAGUGGCAUCGGCAGACACGAGUACUGGCCAAUGUGAUCAGAGCCAUAUAGUUUUUAAAGGCUCCUGUGGCUGGAGCGUUGUACAUAUAGAAAUGCAUACUGUCGGUUAAACUUGUAUUUGUCACAUUGUGCAACAUGGAUAAAAAUCCUGAGCAGCAUUUUUAAACUUUAAUUUUCAGUUACUUUUUUAUUUGACCAAAUCUUAACAUCCUACAGCAUAAUGACUUUGUUUAUUGUAAGGCUUUCUUUGAAUGUUCUUUUCACUUGUCAUUAAAAUGACGCACUUUUGUCAAUGAUC